Molecule: messenger RNA, 3418 nt
Organism: Nasonia vitripennis (jewel wasp)
Lineage: Eukaryota; Metazoa; Arthropoda; Insecta; Hymenoptera; Pteromalidae
Product: kinesin 6
Exons: 11
Coding region: 486-3062 (858 amino acids)
Biological process (GO): microtubule-based movement
Cellular component (GO): microtubule; kinesin complex; nucleus
Molecular function (GO): ATP binding; microtubule motor activity; microtubule binding
Source: RefSeq, a predicted model, not a curated record
AGGAAAUUAUAUGAAUAAAUCUACAGUGUUUACGUUAAAAAAAAACAAUAUCAACUUUAUAGCAUAAAAUUGGUGAUGACUUAAUGUUUACAAUUCCUAAAGCAUGGUAAAAGAAAUAAUCAUCGUCUUUUAAUAAAAUACAACAAAAUUACAAAAUAACAGUUUAAAAUUCGCGGCUAAAGCGCCAUCUACAAAAAAAAAUGUCGCUUCAAUCAACGACGCGAUUGGUGAUUGGUCGGUCAUUCCUAUAACGUACGUCUGUAACGUUCAAAUUUCGAACAGUCCGCCGGCGUUGUGUCGCGAGUGUCGCGACUGCAGCAGCGUUAUGGGAUAUGUCAACAACUUUCUACACCAGAUCGAGGCAUGAUGGCGAGUGUCCGUUAAAACUGUGCUGAAAAGUCGUGUGUUUUCGGGAACGGAUCCUGGAAUCAGUGCCGUGAGCAGCAUUUUCUGAUAGCCGAGAGUUCAGACCAAAAUCCAGGAAAAUGAAGUCUGCACGCAAGCAAGCACCUUCAUCGGCACGCAAGCCGCCUCGACCAAAGCACAGCAACAACAUGGCAUCAAGAGACCCAGUGCAAGUAUUUUGUCGACUGAGGCCCAUGCAGUUUCCCAGUGAUAUAUCGUGCAUGAAGAUCUUGUCGGAUACAACCAUUGUCAUAACACCACCAGAAUCUGCUAUGAACUUCAGGAAUGGAGCUCAGAAGGAAAUUCAGACUACCUUCACUCGUGUGUUCACAGAAAAUAUUUCUCAGAGGGAAGUUUUCCAAGUAGUUUCUUUACCUCUAGUGGAAAAUUUGAUACAUGGGAAGAAUGGUUUGUUGUUCACUUAUGGUGUGACAGGCAGUGGAAAGACAUUUACUAUGACAGGAGAGCCAAAUGACAGUGGUGUUAUGCCAAGAUGCUUGGAUGUGAUUUUCAACAGUAUAUCUAAUUACCAAGCUAAAAAAUUUAUCUUUAAGCCUGACAAACUUAAUGGUUUUGAUGUACAAAGUGAUACUGAUGCUAUGCUUGAUAGACAGAAUGAGCUUCAUGCUGGUAUCACGACGCCACGUAAUCCAAAGACACCUAGGGCUCGAAAAACAGUAGCAGAAAGCGAUAGUGAUAGUAACCCAAUAAUCACCAGAGAAGUAGAUGACUCCAGAACAGUUUCUGUUGAUCCAGACUAUGUGUAUGCUGUUUUUGUCACUUAUGUGGAAAUUUACAAUAACAGUGUUUAUGAUCUUCUUGAAGAAGAUGAAGUUAGAGCAAAAACUCUACAAAGUAAGAUUAUUCGUGAAGACGGAAAUAAAAAUAUGUACGUACAUGCCGUCACUGAAAUAGAAGUAAAAAGUUCAGAUGAAGCUUUUGAAGUUUUUCAACGUGGACAACGCAGACGACGUGUCGCUCACACGGCUCUUAAUGCAGAAUCUAGUAGAUCUCAUAGUGUUUUUACUAUACGUCUUGUGCAGGCACCACUAGACAGCGAGGGUGAAUCCGUGAUUCAAGACAAGCGAGUUGUAUGCGUGAGCCAGCUAUCACUGGUUGACUUGGCAGGCAGUGAGCGCACGAACCGCACGAAGAACACAGGCCAACGUCUGCGUGAGGCAGGCAACAUCAACAACUCUCUCAUGACACUACGAUCCUGUAUGGAGACACUCCGGGAGAACCAGAACCAGGGCACAAACAAAAUGGUGCCUUACCGGGAUUCCAAACUCACGCAUUUGUUCAAGAAUUAUUUUGAUGGAGAGGGACAGGUUCGGAUGAUAGUUUGCGUUAAUCCACGAGCUGAUGACUACGACGAAACUAUUCAAGUGAUGAAAUUCGCCGAGAUGACCCAAGAAGUGCAGGUGGCUAGGCCUACUGUGACAAAAUUGGAUCUUGGUUUCACGCCCGGUAGACGGCAGGCCAACAAGAUUUUCAAAGAAGCUCGGAGCAGAUUGGAAAAAGAAGGCCGUACAGAAGCUGCAGAUUUGGAAGUCGAUAUUGGUUUAGUUUACAGCCUUGGCGGACCAUUCCCAGAACUGGAAAUCACAAGCCCACACAACGAUCAAAUAAUCGUAACUUUGAUGAACUUUUUGGAGCAGAGAAUAAAUAAAAGGAAUUUACUGCGCGCUGAUCUAGAACAGAAACAAAACGACUUUAGAAAAAUGUUGUUAAACAUGGAACAAGAAAAUAUGAAUCUCAAAGUUGAAAACGCAACUUUAAAGGCCUCUGGGGCACAGCAAAAGAAAAAGGUAUCUGCAUUAGAAGGUCAUUUGUGUAAAACAGAAGCUCAAAUCGAUAGUUUAUUACGAAAACUCAACACAGCAAAUGAUACUAUUAGAACUCUUCAACAAGAGUUAAAAGAUCGAGACUUGGCGUUGAAUCAGCGAAUGAUCGACAAACAGAGAGUGAAACAGAAGUACACAUCCAAAAUGCAACACGAAACCGAUAAAAUGAAUCGGGAACUUGAAAUGAAACUGAAAGCUCAGCGCGAACAUCUUCAGAAUCAAAUGAAGGAUAAAGAGGACAAACUUCGUCUUGUCAAACAAAUUCUUGUAGACGACAAUGGCACUAUUCCUGUGCUAAAAGACUCGGACGAUGACGCAGGCCAGCAGCAACAGAUGGUCACAAAGACACCAGGUCGACCGGAUAUGCGAUCGCGCAGGGAUCGUGUAGGAGUCUCAAAUCCUCGCUACAGGCGUUCUCAAAGUGCUGACCGAUGGGUCGACCAUAGACCUGAAAAUCUUGCGCCUCUUGGAACAGUUUUACAACCACUUAUGAGGCGACGAAGAAGUAUCACAAAACUUACAAGCCCUAAGGAGAUAACCGAUGGAGCUUCGAGAUAUUGCCUUACGGCGCAGAAUCAAGACUCCGAGGGUGAACUUGAAACAAAGCUUUACAAAGCUGACAUACUGCCGACCAGUGGUGGUGGAGCCCAGGUCGUAUUUAAUGACAUUGAGUGUCUCAAGCAGAUGUCGCCCACCGGUCAGCGCAAGCGAAGCUGUCCGCCACCUGAUAAACCAGAUGGUAAUCAUGUCAGCGCGAAUUAUAUAAAUCACUGCGCGAAUCAAGAGAUGACAUCCAAAAGACCUAGAAAAUGAUCGGUAAAUCAUCGUAGUAUGUACCAAAAUGACGCAUUUUGAAUAUUUAUUGAUUGAAAUUGCACUCGAAGGGAGUGAAUAUUUAUAUAUACUUUUUUCCACCAAGUAAUUUUUGAAUUACGAAAAUUACUCACUUAGGACUGUAGUAUUAUUUUAAUUUAUACGAUACGUAUAUAGUUUAAUAAUGAGGAAGAAGUAUGAAUUAACAACGUUUGAAUUUAAUUUUUAUCCUCAGGACAUAUUUUAAAUUUGUAAUAAAGUAUGUAUUUACACACGUAUUUUAUGAUCUGAGAAAUGUUGAAAUAUAGUUUUUAUACAUUAUUGAGGUACUUAAUUGUUAUAUAUCCUAUAUGAAA